Ectocarpus sp. CCAP 1310/34 is the source of this 628-nucleotide messenger RNA. NCBI's taxonomy places the organism in Eukaryota, Phaeophyceae, Ectocarpales, Ectocarpaceae. The record is from the annotation of a GenBank genome assembly.
CAGCAGAACCAUGGCGAGAUGGUUUCGGUCAGAGGACAUGGCCUAUGUCUCCAUCAUCGUCAACGAGGACGCGGCGCACACGUGCAUCUCGGACCUGGGGAAGCUCGGCAUGAUCCAGUUCACGGACCUCAACCCGGAGCUGACGGCCUUCCAGCGGAGAUACGUGGCGUACAUCAAGCGCAUCGACGAGCUGGAGCGCAAGCUGGCCUUCUUCGGAGAAGAGGUGCGUUUCUCUACCGUUCUCGCUACCCACGGAUUGUUAACAGAUGACGGCACACAACAAGCAGAACUUGUUACACAGACCUUUGGCGGGUGUGCGGAGGUGAAGAAGUUCGACCUCAAGGUGGCCAGCGCGGGCACCGUCGAGUCGUUCGUGCAGUCGUCGGCGGCGCAGGGCAUGGGUAGCGGGGCCGAGGCGAAGAGCGUGCUGGGCGGGCAGGCCCUCCUGCAGAAGCUGGAGACGGACCUGGAGGCGCUCGAGUCGCACCUGGUGGAGCUCAACACGUACAACGAGCGCCUCACGAGCGAGUACAAUGAGAAGGCGAGCGAAGAAGGGGUUGCGUGUGUGGUUGGUUCUGUGGUGACUGAGGGUGGUCUGCUCCGUUCGCUGAUGAUGUUGUCAUUGUGA